AUGAUGGCUUCGAGACUUCGUGUCCAAGGAUUUUGCCAACGCAUAUCACCGGCACUAUGUUCACCUGCUGAACCCGGUUACCCGCGAAGUUCUGGUCAUCAGUCUAGGCGUCCAUAUUCGUCAGGUAGAAGGUUUAACAGAAGAAAACGAAAUGUUGUGGAUAUCGCGACUCCAUCCUUGUUUCAAGAGAAAAUGGCUAUGUGGCGGGACCUUAUCAAAUUGGAAAUCAAGGCUGAGACGGACAGUAUAAAACAGUACUUGAGGGAAUAUUCUUGGGACGAUCUCCUGGAGCGGGGUCUCGCUUUGGGUAACUUGACUUUAAUUUCUGAGUCUUAUCAUCCAGUUCUUGGUCAUUUCGCUGAUUUCAAACCAGCCAAGGCUGUUGUAUCUUCCAGGCACUUCAAAACGGGUACUAUCGAGCUGACAAGGUUUCAUAUUUUAUUUAUUUCGCUAGGAGUCCCACUGGUUGUCUGUGUGGAUAGCAGCAUUAAACAUAUUAAUCAAUGCAUAUUUCUUAAUUAUUCUGACAAUGUUAUACGAGUGCUGCUUCCCGAGAAUAAAAGUUUGCCGCAAGACGUGAAGUAUUUCUCUCUAAUUCCUUCAUCAAAUGCAGCAGCUCUUCAGAAGAUUGAGGAUUUUUUGCAUGGAUUUAAUCGCACAAAGCAUCUUCCGGGAUUUGAUCUUUUACGUGUUGCUUAUCGUACGCUUCCUAUCCCCGUAGUAUACAACGAUUUGACUAAUGCACCUUAUCCACUGACAUUCAACGAAUCUCAGAGACGUGCGGUCGAUGCUGCACUGAAUGAUCAGAGGCCAUUUGUUGUAAUUCACGGUCCUCCAGGAACUGGUAAAACUGCUGUUGUUUGUGAGAUAAUUCGCCAAGCCGUACGACAGAAGCAAAAGGUGCUGGUUUGCGCUCCUUCUCAUUUAGCUGUAGAUAAUAUUCUCGACCGAGUCAAAGAUGAAGUGGGCACGUGCCGAAUCGGUUUAAAUUCUCAAGGGUCGCUGGAUGCUUUUGUUGAGGACGAUUCUAAAUAUGAAGAUUUAGUGAAACUGACCGAUGCGAUGAAUGACGCUAGGAAGCAUUUGGGCACAAAAAACCGAUGGCAGUACUACAAGUUUCGGUCGAAGGCAAAGACUUUACGAAGCGACAUUGAGAGAGUAAUUUGUUUGCUUUUUUCUGGUUUUUGUUAUUUACAUGAUUACCUGAAAAUGAACUUUGUACAGGGCGUCUUGGAAGAGAGGGAUGUGAUUUUUUCUACCCUAAUGUGUGGAGCGCUUCGUCGAUUUUGCAAUUAUGGUUAUAGACCUGAUAUCAUGAUCAUCGACGAGGCAGCGCAAGCGUAUGAGUGUGUGGCUUGGCUAGCUAUGAUGUGUGCGAAGCGUUGUGUAUUGGCUGGCGAUCACCAUCAACUUUCUGCGCUGGUUCAUUCACCGGAGUAUGUUUACGUAGUUAUAGCAGAGAAAGGUGGUCUUGGUGUAUCUUUAAUGGAGACAUUGUGUAAGCAGUUUGGACCUUUGGUGAGCCAUUUGUUGACAGUACAAUACAGAAUGAAUGAAAAGAUUAUGGGAUGGUCUUCAAAUGAAUUUUAUGACGGGUUAUUGGAGGCAGACCCAACCGUCGCUCAUUCUACUUUAAGUGAAAUAAGUGAUAUACCACGUUUGAGUAUAAUAAACGAACCCGUUAUCAUGUUUGACACUUACUCUCCAUCAAGAACUUCUCGAGAAGAAUUCUAUAAAAUGUCGUACAGGAACAAAGAUGAGGCGACACUUGUAAGUGACUACGUCAAUCUUCUAACCAAUUCCGGUUUGAAUUUUGACGACAUCGGUAUUAUAACACCAUAUUACGCUCAGGUGUUGUGCCUAAAGGACAAAUUAGGAGCAAAUAUUGCUAAAACAGUUGAUGGGUUCCAAGGGCAGCAGAAGGAAGUAAUAAUUAUGUCACUUGUUCGGGAUAACUAUUCAGGAGACGUCGGGUUUUUGCAAGAUAAACGAAGACUUAACGUGGCGGUUACUCGAGCGAAAAAACAAUUCAUUUUGAUAGGAAAUAGCAGUAUGAUGAAAAGUUCUUAUCAUCUUAAUUCUCUUCUGAACUAUAUUAGAAAAGUCGCAGUAGUUAUUCCCGUGAGAGACCCUCUAUCGGGAGCUUUGCGUAGAAUAAAUAGUGAUUAUCUGAGCAAGUAUCGAGUUGAGAAUGAAUGUAACAAUACUUUGUCUAUGGCUUCUGCUGAUUACACACAGAUUCGCCAACUCAAAAUAAACUGA
Messenger RNA from Enterobius vermicularis (human pinworm), 2262 nucleotides. Lineage: Eukaryota; Metazoa; Nematoda; Chromadorea; Rhabditida; Oxyuridae. The record is from the annotation of a GenBank genome assembly.